Messenger RNA from Ictalurus punctatus (channel catfish), 7803 nucleotides. Its product is annotated as NLR family CARD domain-containing protein 3. The record is from RefSeq and is a predicted model, not a curated record. The transcript is spliced from 9 exons. NCBI's taxonomy places the organism in Eukaryota, Metazoa, Chordata, Actinopteri, Siluriformes, Ictaluridae. The coding region runs from base 143 to 2398 and encodes 751 amino acids.
CUGAAAGUGAAAGUGAAAGUCAGUCUCCAUUUAGUGUGGAGGGAAAAUAAACUAUUUCAGGAGUAAAAACACAGGUUUGAUUUAACACGCCGAUGUUGCAGUGAAGUAAACGUGUGUCCUGCUGUAAUCUGGAGAAGGAGACAUGACCUCCAACAUGAGUGUGUCUGGAGAACAGGACUUAAAGAGAGACGAGAGAAUGAAGGAGGGAAAGAGAUCAGACUCACCAGAACCCAGCUGUGUGUCCAUGAAGAGUGACGCGUCAAUGGAUUUUCCAAAUCACUUCAGAGACGGAGCCAGUUCUCCUGAUGUGAGACCACAACAGAAGAAAUCAAACCUCAGCAGAAAUCAGUUGGACUCCAUAUUCAAGGAGCUGGAACACAAAGUCAUCACUCUGAUAAAGAUUGAGCUGAAGACAUUUAGGAAGCUCCUGAGUCCAGAUUACCCAGCAUGCACUGAGAGGGAGGUGGAGGAUGAGGAGGAUCUGCACAGUGUCAGAGAGGUAGCGCUGAAGAUCACACUGCACAUCCUGAAGAACAUGAACCACACAGAUCUCGCUAACACACUGCACAACAAGUCUGUGGGCUCUGUGUAUCAGACAAAGCUGAAAUCCAGCCUGAGAGAGAAGUUUAAAAGAAUUAAUGAAGGAAUCUCACAGCAUGGAAGCUCAGCACUUCUGAAUGAGAUCUAUACAGAGCUCUACAUCACAGAGGGUUGGAGUGGAGACGUCAAUAAUGAACAUGAGGUGAGACAGAUUGAGACAGCGUCCAGGAGACCAGCAGCACAGGAGACACCCAUCAAAUGUAAUGAUCUCUUUAAAGACAAGUCCAUCAGAAGUGUGCUGACGAAAGGGGUUGCUGGAAUUGGAAAAACAGUCUCGGUGCAGAAGUUCAUUCUGGACUGGGCUGACGGAAAAGCAAAUCAGGACGUCACCUUCAUGUUUCCACUUCCCUUUCGAGAGCUGAAUCUGAUGAAGCAGAAACAUCUCAGUCUGAUGGAUCUUCUUCAUCACUUUUUCCCUGAAAUGAGAAAACUAGAAUUAAUAGACUCCUACAAAGUGCUGUUGAUCUUUGAUGGUCUGGAUGAGUGUCGACUUCCUCUAAAUUUCCAGAAGAAUGAGAGACUGUGUGAUGUGACAGUGUCAGCCUCAGUGGAUGUGCUGCUGACGAACCUCAUCAAGGGGAAUCUGCUUUUCUCUGCUCUCCUCUGGAUAACCUCUCGACCAGGAGCAGCCAAUCAGAUCCCUCCUGAGUGUGCAGAAAAGGUAACAGAGGUACGAGGGUUCAGUGAUCCUCAGAAAGAGGAGUACUUCAGGAAGAGGAUCAGUGAUCAGAGCCUGGCUGAUAAAAUCAUCUUACACAUGAAGUCUUCAAGAAGCCUCUACAUUAUGUGCCACAUCCCAGUCUUCUGCUGGAUCUCAGCCACUGUUCUAGAGAGAAUGUUGGGUGAAGCAGAGAGUGGAGAGAUCCCCAAGACUCUGACUCAAAUGUUCACACACUUCCUGAUCUUUCAGAUCAAACACAAGGACCAAAAAUACCAUCAGAAAUGUGACCCUGAUCCUCAGCAGACCAGAGAGAGUAUCCUGGCACUGGGAAAACUGGCUUUCCAACAGCUGGAGAAAGGAAACCUGAUCUUCUAUGAGGAAGACCUGAGAGAGUGUGGCAUUGAUGUGAGAGAAGUGUCAGUGUACUCAGGAGUGUGUACCCAAAUCUUCAGAGAGCAGUUUGGGCUUCACCUGGGGAAGGUGUUCAGCUUUGUACAUCUGAGUGUUCAGGAGUUUCUGGCUGCUUUAUACACAUUUCUCUCCUUCAUCAGCAGAAAUGUAACAGAACAACCAACCAUUAAUCUGUCUGAUCUUCUCAACAAGUCAAACAUGUCUGAUAUCCUCAAGAGUGCAGUGGACAAGGCCUUACAGAGUGAGAACGGACACCUGGACCUGUUCCUCCGUUUCCUUCUGGGUCUCUCACUGGAGUCCAAUCAGACUCUCUUACGAGGGUUAAUGCCACAGACAGGAAGCAGCUCUCACAGCAAACAGGAAACAGUCGAGUACAUCAAGGAGAAGAUCAGGGAGAAUCCAUCUCCAGAGAAAUCCAUCAAUCUGUUCCACUGUCUGAAUGAACUGAAUGAUCAUUCUCUAGUGCAGGAAGUACAGACUUACCUGAACAGAGGAGGUUACAGUCGUCUCAGGGGAACCAUACUCUCUCCUGCUCAGUGGUCAGCUCUGGUGUUUGUGUUACUGAACUCAGAUCAGGAGCUGGAUGAGUUUGAUUUGAGUAAAUAUGACCGAUCAGAGGAAUGUCUUCUGAAGCUGCUGCCAGUGGUCAAAGCCUCCAGAAGAGCUGAUCUGUGUUGGUGUGAUCUGACAGAGGAAAGCUGUAGAGUUCUGUCCUCAGUUCUCUGAUCAAACUCCUCCAGAGUGAGAGAACUGGACCUGAGUAACAAUAACCUGCAGGAUUCAGGAGUGAAGCUGCUCUCUGCUGGACUGGAGAAUCCACACUGUACACUGGAGAUACUGAGGUACACACACUCACUCACACACACACACACACACACACACACACACACACACACACACACACACACACUGUACACUGGAGAUACACACAUACACACACACACUGUACACUGGAGAUACACACACACACACACACACACACACACAUACACACACACUGUACACUGGAGAUACACACACACACACACACACACUGUACACUGGAGAUACACACACACACACACACACACACACUGUACACUGGAGAUAUACACACACACACACACACACACACACACACACACACACACACACACACACACACACACUGUCACUGGAGAUACUGAGGUACAUGCACACAUACACACACACACACACACACACACACACACACACACACACAUACUCUCUCACACACACACACAUACUCUCUCACACACACACCCACACAAACACACCUACUCUGUCUCACACACAAACACUCCCUUGUACUUCCCUUAAAAAUGGUUUCAAUUAUUAUAAAGCAUUUAUUCAAACAAAAACCCUUCUGUUUUCAUUUCAAUAAUAAUAAUAAUAAUAAUAAUAAUAAUAAUAAUAAUAAUAAUAAUAAUGUUGUGGAUAAAAAUGACAUGAAAUAAACAUGAGGGAGACUUAGUAUGAGUAAUAUGUAAUUUUAUUGAUAAUUCACAGGACUGGUGGGUGCAUAAUCUUGAGGAGAGCGGUGGGGGGGGGUGCGUCCUGGGGACAUGGGAUAGUCGGCGAAGGUGAAGUGAGAGGACCACUGAGAAUGGGGCGGACUGACAGGUGAGAAGAGGGAAGAAUGGUCGGGGCCCAGGUCAGAGAAGGUGACAUCUUCCUCAGACUGAAAGCUGGCGGGGGGUUCUGGCUGGGUAGAGGCGUCAAUACACAUGUUCACGGAGCAGAUUCUGUAUCGGAGAGGGGGGGGGACCCCGCAUUUCCAUUUCCAGAGGGGGUGCUGCAAAGAAAGUUAAGUAGCACAAUGAGUGUCCAGAUCGAGAUCCAGAACCAGAUCCAGUAAAGGGGAGAAGAAGGAAUGACAAUGGGCACGUAGACACACAGAAGCGGUAUUAGGCAGAUAUUGACGAAUUGGAUUCACACUUUAGAGAUCUUUAAGAGUACUACACUAUGGUUUAUUAGUCGAAGAGUCAAAAAGAAGUAUAAGAGCUGAGGAGUGCUAACACACACACACACACACCCCAUUAUAACUUUAUAAGAAUAAUAAAAAGGAGUAUUAAGAUAUUAUAAGGGUAAUAUGAAUGAAUGAAUGCCUUUUAUUGUCACUAUACAAAUGUACAAUGAAAUUAAGAGCCACUCCUUUUUGUUCCGUGCACACAUGUACAUUCAAUAAACAAGAAGAAUAAAUAGAUAAAUAAACAAGAUAAACAAGAUAUUGGGGUGGAUGGGGGAGGUACUAUGAAAUUCACAGUUUUGAGACACUAUAUACAUAUGCUGUGAACUCAGUACAUGUAUGUGUUUAUAAUGGUAAUAGCUUUCGGGAAGAAACUAUUCUUAAAUCUACUAGUGCUUGUUUUGAUGCACUUGUAACAUCUCCCUGAGGGCAACAGAUUGAACAGAUCAAAGCCAGGGUGAGAACUGUCCUUAAUGAUGGGUUUUUCCUCUGCUGAGGCAACGGUAGGUGUAAAUAUCCAUCAGGGAGGGGAGAGGGCAGCCAAUGAUCUUCUGUGCCGCUCUUACUACUCUCUGAAGCCUCUUCCUGUCUGCUGCGGUGCAGCUACUCUACCACACCGUGAUACAGUAUGUCAGCAGGCUCUCGACGGACGAGCGGUAGAAGAUCAGCAGCAGAUUGGAGUCCAGAUUGUACUUCCUGAGAACCCUCAGGAAGUGUAGCCACGUUUGAGCCUUCUUGAUAACCGCUGUGAUGUUGUCCGUCCAGGAGAUGUCUGCAGAGAUUAGGACACCAAGAAACCGGAAGGUGUGGACCCUCUCCACACACUCACCAUUAAUGAAAAGGGCGGCCAGCUCAGUGUUGUGUUUUCUGAAGUCUACAAUGAGUUCCUUGGUUUUCUUGGUGUUUAGAGUCAGAUUGUUCUUUGAACACCAGGCUGCCAAGUUUAGGACCUCCUCUCUGUAGGCUGCCUCAUCUCCUUUUGAGAUGAGUCCGACCACUGUGGUGUCGUCAGCAAACUUGAUAAGAUUAUUGUUGUGGACUGGUCUACAGUCGUAUGUGUAGAGACAGUACAGGAGGGGGCUCACCACACAGCCCUGUGGAGAACCUGUGCUCAACGUGCGAGUGGAGGAGAGGUGGGGUCCGGGUCUCACUGUCUGGGACCGGUUGGUGAGAAAGUCCUUUAUCCAGGCACACGUGAGGUGGGGGAGGCCAAGGGUGACCAAUUUGGUGAUGAGAAUGUCAGGAAUUAUUGUAUUAAAAGCCGAACAGUAAUCCACAAAAAGCAUCCGGACGUAGCUCUGUUGCUGCUCUAGAUGUCUCAACACGUAGUGGACAGCUAUGGCGAUAGCAUCCUCUGUGGAUCUGUUCGCACGAUAAGCGAAUUGAAAAGGAUCGAAAUCUGGGGGGAGGUAGUCCUUCAUGUGCUGAAGAACCAAUCUCUCAAAGCCCUUCUUGAUAACUGGAGUGAGGGCCACAGGACGAUAAUCAUUCAGGCUAGUGGUGGGCGACUUCUUUGGCACUGGGAUGAUUAUGGCUGAUUUUAGGCAGGCCGGGAUGACUGCUUGGGCCAGGGAGAGAUUGAAAAUUCUGGUAAAGAUGUGGGCAAGCUGGUGGGCACAUGAUCUGAGCACCUUACCAGGUACACCGUCUGGGCCAGCAGCCUUCCUGGGGUUCACUGCCAGAAACAUCCGUCUAACAUCGUGUUCCCUCACAGUAAGUAGAGUGGUGCAGGAACCAGAAAGGAAUGGAGGCAGGGCUGGACUGGUACGGGGGCCAGAUGAGGGUGGAGGUGGGGCUGGAGCAGAUGAGUGCUGUUGUUGUGAUGUUUCAAAGCGAGCAAAGAAGCAAUUUAGCUCUUCUGCCAGCAUCACACUCAGGUCUCCUGUUGUCGCCUCACGUUCUCUGUAGUUCGUGAUGUUCUGUAUGCCUUGCCACACCUCCCGUUUAUUUUUUCUGGACAGGUGGGACUCUAUGCCCCUCUUAUAGGCCGCCUUAGUUUCCUUAAUACCACCUUUCAGGUUGGCACGGGCAGCUCUGUACAGAGCUCUAUUACCAGCUCUAUUAUUAUUAAUAUUGUAUAAUAAUAGAAAAUUCUUUAUAAAAAAACAGAAUAGUAGGAUAUGUAGGACAAUAGAAGGGUAAUAUAAUGAUAUUAUGAAGUAGGAAGUACAUUAAACCAUUUUUCAAGCAGUAUAACUAUAUAUAAAAUAGAGAUAUAGAGCAUAUAUGAAAAUAAAUUAUAGACUAGAAAUACAGGAAAAAGUAACUUACUCAUACUUCAGAUGGUGAAGAUUCUUUCUCACAAGGAAGGCCUUAAUUUUAAGAGAAAACCAUGAGGAGGCAUUUAUAAGGGUAGCUGAGUCAAGCUGCCCCCCCCCCCCCCCCCCCAUGCGAGAUAAUAGUGAGACCAAGGUCACUCGUUGUUUUGUCUCUCCACUUUUGAAGCUAAUGGUAAAUUUAAAAGCCCUGUUUUUUGAGCUAAUGGUAAGUUGAAUAGCCGUUUUUAGAACAUAAUAGUAAUGUAGAUUAGCUCUUUUUUAACCCUAUUGGUAUUGAUAUCAUAGUCUUUUUGAAACAUAUUGGUUAUUUACUGUGUAAAUACAGUAUAAAUACUGGAUCUCAAGCUCAGGGUGUCAGAUCACUUCUGAGAAUUCUCUUCGGUGUGGAUCUCGUGUGGUGGAACGGAACAAUAAAUCUGGACCCUUGCUUCUUCUCACUCACGGCUGGUGUAUUUUUUUCUAUCUCCAACUGGGUUCAGAGGUAGAUGUGAGUAUUUGCUUCUAUGUUGAAUUUUAAGUGUUUUUGGGUAAUAGGCUAAAUUUGAGCCAGCAAUAAUGAUAACAGUAAUAAUAAUAAUAAUAAUAAUAAUAAUAAUAAUAAUAAUAAUGCUGACGUGGUGUCCUGUUCUCUAAUUUCUGUGUGAGAGAGAAACACACUCACAUUUCUGUUACAUGGUAAAGAGUGAGUGUAUUAUGGCUGUGUGUGUGUUUGAGGUCAGUGUUCUGAUAUUUCAUAAUUUCUCUUCCAGACCAUGUUGGUGUAAUCUGACAGAGGAAAGCUGUAGAGUUCUGUCCUCAGUUCUCAGAUCAAACUCCUCCAGUCUGAGAGAACUGGACCUGAGUCACAAUAACCUGCAGGAUUCAGGAGUGAAGUAGCUCUCUGCUGGACUGGAGAAUCCACACUGUACACUGGAGAUACUGAGGAUGUGGAACUGCAGUAUUACAGAUGAAGGUUGUGCUGCUCCUGCUUCUGCUCCGAGGUCAAACUCCUCAUCACACCUGAGAGAACUGAAUCUGAACGGUAAUAAUCCAGGAAAAUCAGGAGUGAAGCUCCUCUCUGAUCUACUGAAGGAUCCACACUGUAACCUGGAGACACUACACAUUAACUAUAAUAAACUCACCAGGACGGCGUAUGACAGGAGUCUCACCUCAAACCUCUUCUCCAGGAUAAAGCAGUCUUGGUGAAGAGUUAGAACCCGUCCCACAUUUCCAGCAGUUUGGGAGCUGAAUCAUUAAACUUAAAGGGGCAGAGCAGAAACAAAGUCAAGAACAGGCAGAAGGUCGUACACAGGAGAAAUCAACACACGUAACCAAAUAUCUGCUGUACAAAGUAACGGCACCGAUCUGCCCCGGGGAUGGAGACUGACGAGGCUUAAGUACACGUCCGGAAAUGUACAGCCAACUCAUCCCAAAGCACGAGGCGGGAGCAGGCACGUACAAGAUGUGAUCGUCCAAUGGCAAGCCGGAACAUGAUGCAUUGCAGUGGACUGGGCUUAAAAGAGGAGGAGACAAGACACCCAUCCCUCCCCUGACAUAGACACACGAAUGGAACAUAGUACAAAUAGAAAUAAAACUGAGGACAUAACAAUGGUCAAGUAUCAAAUAUAAUGUAAACUUGCAUCGAUGAAGUUAAUGUUGUUAGUAAUUGUUCAUAAAUUACCAUGGUAACACAGAGCUCCAAGGUAUAAAAAUAUGGAGUUUGUCAUCAACCAAACAGUAACCAGUUUUAAUACCUAUAAAAGUUUACGUAGUAAAAUUUAGCAAAGCGCUUUACAGUAAAUUCAAAUGUAAAAUUAAACUAAUGAAAUGUUGUGCAGCACAUGCUUAUGUUAAUUUUUGUUACAUUAUAUGAUCAUAUAAAUAAAUAAAUACUCCCAAAGUCA